AUGUCGCGACUACUCCCCAAGAAGAACAACCCGCUGAUCCUCACGGACGCGGCUCCGUCCUAUGAGGAUCUUCUUUCGCGCCGCCGUCUUGGCAAGACCAAUCUCAUGGUCAAGCCCACCCAAAUUGGCACCUCUAACGCGACCAAGCCCGAAAACCUGGGCGUCUUCGAGUACGCCCACCUUCGAGCACCUCUGCCCAGGGACUUGCAGGGCUCGGAGAUUUUCCCAUCACACACGCCCGCACAGCACCCAGAGACUUACUUUUUGAUGCGGAGGAGUAAGGAUGGUUUUGUCAGCGCCACGGGAAUGUUUAAAAUCGCAUUUCCUUGGGCCAAGACUGAAGAGGAGAAGAAUGAGAGAGAGUACCUGAAGUCGCGCGAGCACACCAGCCAAGAGGAAGUGGCUGGCAAUGUAUGGAUCUCACCUGAAUUUGCGCUGGAGCUUUCCAGAGAAUACAAGAUGUAUGAUUGGGUCCGUGCCUUGUUGGACCCUACCGAUAUUGUCCAGAGCCCCACGAGCGCAAAGAAGCAAAUCACUCCUCCACCAAAGUUCGAACUGCCCAUGGAUGAGCCAUCCUCGUCACGCCGGAGCCGCCGGUCCGUCUCACCGAGCAAGAAGUCUACUUCUCCUCGCAAGUCCCGCACAGUCCGCUCGGCCAAGGACGUUCUUAGCACCCCCUCCACAGCCGCCGCGAACAGCAACCUCCAGGAAGCUCUGGACAUUACCGCUUCAAUGGAGGCCUCAGCCAACAGCCCCAUUCGUCCUGUUGCGGUCGAUGACGUCGAAGUGAAGGAAGCCCCGGUGCAAGCAUCACCGGAGAAGAAGAAGGGACGCAAGUCCAAGAAGGCCGCCGCGGAGACCGAAGAGGACAAGGAGGAGGAGGAAGAGCAGAAGGAGAAGAAGAAGAGCGAGAAGAAGGAAAAGAAGAAGACUGAAAAGACUGAGAAGAAGAAGAAGGACUUGAAGGAAGAGAUGGCGGUUGAAGUCACAGAAACUGCUCUGGCUACAGAGGACUCCACAAAGACCACGCUGACUCUGGAUAUGCCCAUCAAUCUUCCGGAGGUACCAUCCGCCGCCGAGACCGAGGAAAUGAUCGCCAAGGCCAAGGAGAUGGUCGAGGAGGCCAUCAAGAGCCAGGCUGAGGGCUCAGUGGCUGGACCUUCAUCUGUCACGGUGACCAAGAAGCGCAAGCCCGAGGAAGACGAUGAGGAGACCGCUGCCGAGGCUUCUCAACGAGCCAAGAAGGCCAAGGUCCUCGAGGAGAAGCUGAAGCGCGAGCGGGUGCGCAACCGCGCUCUCUUUGGUGUCUCGGCAGCCUUUGCUCUUGCUGCAACCAUUCCUUAUUUCUUCUAG
Messenger RNA from Penicillium subrubescens, 1353 nucleotides. Its product is annotated as KilA-N domain-containing protein. Bases 1 to 1353 code for a protein of 450 amino acids. Gene Ontology annotation, biological process: meiotic attachment of telomere to nuclear envelope; mitotic telomere tethering at nuclear periphery. The record is from RefSeq and is a predicted model, not a curated record. The transcript has 5 exons. Gene Ontology annotation, cellular component: nuclear membrane complex Bqt3-Bqt4. Gene Ontology annotation, molecular function: DNA binding. Lineage: Eukaryota; Fungi; Ascomycota; Eurotiomycetes; Eurotiales; Aspergillaceae.